CAUUUAUAUUUCAACAAACGACUGCGUUUUUCUUUUCCUAAAACAGUGGCUGCAACCACCAAAUUACAGUCCUCUAAUUCCAGCUCAAAGGCCCACAAACGAUAAGGAAACCAAAACCAAAAUGGCUGAAAACCAAACAGUCCGUUUCGGCAUUAUAGGAUGUGCCGGCAUAGCUAGAAAAGUGGCUCGAGCCAUAAAGCUCGCACCGAAUUCCACCCUCUACGCCAUUGCCAGCCGUUCGAUCGAGAAAGCCCAGAAAUUCGCAGGCAACAAUGGAUUAUCUGGGACCGUCAAGACCUACGGGAGCUAUGAUCAGCUGCUGGAUGACCCAUGUGUAGAUGCAGUGUACAUGCCCCUUCCCACUAGUCUUCAUCUGCACUGGGCAGUGUUAGCUGCCCAAAAGAAGAAGCACUUACUGCUGGAAAAACCAACGGCUCUUGAUGUGGGUGCGCUUGAUCAGAUAUUGGAAGCAUGUGAAUCCAACGGUGUACAGUUCAUGGAUGGGAGCAUGUGGCUGCAUCACCCGAGGACAGCCAAAUUGAAGGAGCUCAUCUCUGAAUCCAACCAUUUUGGUCAAAUUAACAUUAUCCGUAGCACAUCGACAAAGUCAGUAACCCAGGAUUUUCGUGAGAGCAACAUAAGAGUGAAACCGGACUUGGAUGCUCUCGGUGCGCUUGGGGACCUAGGCUGGUACUGCAUUGGGGCCAUCUUGUGGGCAAAGGACUACAAAUUACCGACUCUAGUGAAUGCUCUGCCUGAUGUCACAAAAAACUCUGCAGGGGUCAUCUUGUCUUGCACUGCAUCAUUUUAUUGGGAACCAUUAGACGAAACGGUUGCAACGAUUCACUGCUCUUUUCUUUCCCACACAUCCAUGGACUUGGCUAUAUCGGGCUGCAAUGGUUCGCUGCACUGCAACGACUACAUUAUUCCUUACCAAGAGAAAUCUGCUUCGUUUGCCUUCACAUCCGGUGCAACGUUCUUGGAACACCAUAUUGGGUGGAAUGUAGGGCCUGAAGAAGUUAGAGUGAUUUCUGAGCUGCCGCAAGAGGCCUUGAUGGUUGAAGAGUUUGCAAGGCUUGUUAAGGGCAUUAUGAAAUUUGGACACCGUCCAGACAGUAAAUGGCCCGAGAUUAGUCGAAAUACGCAGGUAGUAUUGGAUGCAGUGAAGAAAUCCAUUGAUCUUGGUUGUAAACCUGUUAAGUUGUAAUUUCUUUUGUCGGAUUUUAGCUCAUAUGCUUUCUUAGUAGGCAUCUACAUUUAGCAUGGAACUGUCUGUGCACACUGUAUGUUGUGUGACAAAUACUUUGUGUCUUAAGAUACUGCUAAAUGAAAAGCGAAAAAGAGAAAAUUUAUUGCU
This is a messenger RNA of Prunus dulcis (almond), 1357 nucleotides long. RefSeq lists its product as uncharacterized. Gene Ontology annotation, molecular function: nucleotide binding. Bases 122 to 1207 code for a protein of 361 amino acids. NCBI's taxonomy places the organism in Eukaryota, Viridiplantae, Streptophyta, Magnoliopsida, Rosales, Rosaceae. The record is from RefSeq and is a predicted model, not a curated record. The transcript is spliced from 2 exons.